AUGGCCCGCGCACCCAAGCGACGCGCUCGCACGCCGUCCUCUUCCUCAGACUCAUCCGCUCCGCCGCAACAUCAGGAGGAGACGCCGCAGCAGCAUCAGCAGUCUCAGAGCCCAUACGCCAACUCGCCAACCGUCCGCGUCAACCUCCCCCUGCCCUACGACGCCACGCCCGCCCGCGGCCACCGCUUCUCGACGCUGCGCGUGGUCGCCGACCCCAGCCGCCCGCCGUCUCACUCCACUCCCGAUCCGUCGAACAGCGCCGAGGCGGGUCUCGCGGGACGCAACAGCCAAGACAGCAAGAAGGAGAAGGGCAACCGCGAGCGCAACGAACGCGCUCUUCGCCGCCGCUCCGAGCGCAGCGAGGCGCCGAGCCCGCCUGAAGAGUCGCCGUGGCGGAUGAGGAGGAAGGAGCUGCGCGCGGCGAAGAUGGCAGCGAGGCUGGCAGCGCAGCAGAAGCAGGAGAAAGAGAAGGUGGAGGAAAAGGAUGAGGCUGACGGUAGCGGCGCUAUUGGUAGUAGUUCAGCGUUCAAGCGCGCCCGCAGCACCGCCGACGUCGAGACUGGAGGAGGACCUGGCCCGGCGGCGGACCAGGAUGUCGUUGGUAUUGACGCAGCGCUCCGCACACCAGCGCCCAAGCGGGCUAAGCGCGGCGCUGAUAUUAAGGCUGAGACCGCGUUUGCGACUACAGCGCCGGAUCAUGCGCUAGAAGGCGCCACGAGCCAAUCCGCGGCGGCGAACCCCUUUGAUGCGACGUCAGAUGCUGAGACGGUCUCGAACGCGUCAGAUGACGGUGGGGAGGAGGAUGGGCAGGCACAUAAGGCUGCUGAUCGGCACCGUAGCUUGGUUUUGCUCAACGCCGCGACGAGGCAGGAAAGCAGUUUCGAGAACUCGACGACUUCGCCGUCCAACACGAACUACUAUACUCCCGGAAGCAACAACAACGAUACUGGCGGUGAGGACGUCGGACAGGACAACCAAGCCAUCGCUCACCGGAACGGCCACAAGACCAAGCAUCGCGAUCCUCGCCCCGCAAUCUUGGGCACCAUCUCCACGAGGCGCUUCUCAGCUUUCGAAGAAGAAAUCCCGCAAACCACCACCACCACCACCACCACCACCGCGUCGUCGUCUCCCAGACCGCCCCCGACGCCACCGCUGCAGCGCAUCAACCAGUCCGACCUUUUCCGCGAGGAGCUGGACGCCAUCGCCGCGAACACGACGCCUCCCAUCCUUCGCACCUACAAGUUCGUGCACGAAGUCCAGGACCCCGCCUCGCUGCAGGAGCUUCUGUCCUCGUCAUCAUCCAGCCCUUUCGCAAGCGCCAAAAACAGGAGGUCUCCGAUAUACCACAUGUUCGAGCCGAUGACCGGCCGCUUCGUGGUGCCGUCGAAGCUCAUGGGCGAGCCGGAGAUGAAUAUGCACCACCACAAGAAGCAAGUCAUGAAGGAGCAGGAGAUCCUGUACGAGGGCCGCGGCCAGCGCAGGGUCUCGGACGGCGCCCAGGGCCUCGAGUUCGGCAAGCCGCCUACGCCGAGGAAGUCGAAGAGGAGGUCCAGGAUCGUCACCAUGCCGCUGCCGCUGGUGGUGAAGAAGAAUUACGGAGGCGACCAGGGCGAUGGCCAGCAGAAGUAG
This is a messenger RNA of Lasiodiplodia theobromae, 1629 nucleotides long. RefSeq lists its product as uncharacterized. The transcript has a single exon. The coding region runs from base 1 to 1629 and encodes 542 amino acids. NCBI's taxonomy places the organism in Eukaryota, Fungi, Ascomycota, Dothideomycetes, Botryosphaeriales, Botryosphaeriaceae. The record is from RefSeq and is a predicted model, not a curated record.